AUGGAAGAAAUAUAUAACGUCACAGCCUUAUCAAAAGAAAUCACCGAUGCAGGACAAACUUAUUUUGAUAUAAUAAGUGAAAAAACAACAUAUAGACUAGAAAAUUUCCCCCCUACAGAUACAUCAAUCAGAAAAAUAGACACUUUCACUUUCACUGAUAGAUACGGAGACAACCCAGUAACAGAAACAAUAUUAUUUUCUCAGAUAGCUCAACACAGAUAUUUCGUAGACGAUACUCCAACAGCAGAUAAUCUAAAAUCGAACGCCUAUAUAACACCAGGUGGAACAUAUUGCAUGUUAAUACAUAAUAAUUCAACAAGUUCACUAUCAAUUCCACCACCAACAGACGCUCCGGGAACAGAUCAAUUAAUAAUCCGCCUUGACAACAACACGACAACAGUACCAAUUACUUCAAGAAAAACUUCAACUUCAGUAGUUUCUCAACCACCGGUAGCAGGAGGAGGAGAUACUUUAAUAAUAAUACCACCAACAAACAGAACAAACGUUCAUUUUAUGAAUACUCCUCCUCAAGAAAACAUGAAAAUAAGAUUAGGUUGCAGUAUAGGAGAUAUAACCUCGACAUACAGCUUAUUCUCUUUUAGCAUUCAAAUGUUUGACUUAUCAACGCUUCUUUCAAAAACUUCUUAA
This is a messenger RNA of Entamoeba dispar SAW760, 648 nucleotides long. RefSeq lists its product as uncharacterized. The record is from RefSeq and is a predicted model, not a curated record. The transcript has a single exon. Lineage: Eukaryota; Evosea; Mastigamoebida; Endamoebidae. The coding region runs from base 1 to 648 and encodes 215 amino acids.